AUGAGUCAAAGUACAUCAAGAAAUGAUCAUUUGCCGCGCCUGGAGUUGCCUCGAUUCAGCGGGGCGGUUACAGAAUGGAUCGCGUUCAAAACGCGAUUUGAAAGACGCAUUGUCUCCCUCGUUGAGGAUGCGGAAAGAUAUGCGUUUCUGAAUAAAUGUAUGGAGCGGUUCGAGCCCGCUCGUAACAUGUGUGAAGCGCUCGAAAACUCUGGCGUUUCUUUCGCGGAGGCAUGGCAAAAGGUAGAAGAACGCUUCUACAAGAAAAGGAUUGCAUUCGAGGGACACAUCCUCAAAACGCUAAAAAUCAAGAAAGGGCAAAAACUCUUUUCAAUAGGGAUUCUCUCCCUAAUAGACACGAUCGAUACUAUGAUCACAACAACAAGGCAAAUAGCAGAUGAGGACAAUGCAUCCCUUGCCUGCAUCGCUAAUGGACUGCUAGUGUGUAUUGCAAAGGAAAGACUAGAUGAGGUCACAUUAGCAAAGAUGGAGGAGAAACUAGAUCUCCAAACAAUAUACACUUGGAAACAAUUCAAAAGCGAACUAGAGAAACACGCAAAUCAACUUGUGUGUCGCUCGUUAGGCGAAACGAGCAAAUCAACAGUGCCGCCGAAAGCCAUGUUGAUUGCCGCGGCAAGCGCGAAAUCGUCUGGAAACAAUAAAACCACAUUAUAUACCAAUUGUACGAUCUGCCAAAAUUCAGAGCACAAGGCAUACGCUUGCCCUGAAUUUGAACCACUAACUCCGAAGCAACGGCUUGAAGUAGUGAAGCAAAGAAGCGUGUGUUUCAACUGUUUGCAGCGGGGACAUGGCGUAGCGAAUUGCAAGUCGGCUGCGCGCUGCAAGCAAUACCAAAAGAAACACCACACAAUGAUUCACCUAGAUCGGGAACCAGACCCCGAUAAGCAAUUGAAGGAACCUCAGCCUUCUACUAGUCGCGAAUGA
Molecule: messenger RNA, 942 nt
Organism: Toxorhynchites rutilus septentrionalis
Lineage: Eukaryota; Metazoa; Arthropoda; Insecta; Diptera; Culicidae
Exons: 1
Coding region: 1-942 (313 amino acids)
Molecular function (GO): zinc ion binding; nucleic acid binding
Source: RefSeq, a predicted model, not a curated record